This is a messenger RNA of Ornithorhynchus anatinus (platypus), 1841 nucleotides long. RefSeq names its product ectonucleoside triphosphate diphosphohydrolase 5 (inactive) (gene ENTPD5). Lineage: Eukaryota; Metazoa; Chordata; Mammalia; Monotremata; Ornithorhynchidae. Gene Ontology annotation, biological process: nucleoside diphosphate catabolic process. Gene Ontology annotation, molecular function: GDP phosphatase activity; UDP phosphatase activity. The coding region runs from base 357 to 1640 and encodes 427 amino acids. The record is from RefSeq and is a predicted model, not a curated record. Gene Ontology annotation, cellular component: membrane. The transcript has 14 exons.
GGGGACGGGGGUUACUGCGGACGUGGCCACGGGACGCUAACCGCGGCAAGCUUCCGCCUCCGUGAAAGCGUUUUGCGAAUCUCCUAGACAACCCCCUCCCCCCCCGGGGCGAGAUCUCGCCUCCCGAAGAAACCGGUGGAGCGGAGAGGUCACCGUCCCGCGGGUCGGAGGGCCCGGAUCCGUAAUCUCGGCCGCCGGCCCGCCGGGCGACCUCGGCUACGUGGUUCUCUGGGCCCCGGUUCCCUCGGCUGUCGAGACGGGGACCCUUCUCGCGAGGUACGAGGGACUGUGUCGGACCCGGUCAGUUGAUUUCGUAUAGGAGCCAGCGCCGGCGCCCGAGCCCGCCUCCGCCGAAGAUGACCCCGGGGCCGCCCGCCGCCCUGGCCCUCCUGGCGGCCUGCCUCCUCUGCUGCGCCGCCCGGCGCCGAGAGCCGCCGACGUGGUUCGAGGGCGUCUUCCCGUCCUCCGCCUGCCCCGUCGCCGCCGCCACCCUCUACGGCGUCAUGUUCGACGCGGGGAGCACCGGGACCCGCAUCCACGUCUACACCUUCGUGCGCAGACGCCCCGAGCAGCCUCCGGAGCUGGAAGGGGAGAUCUUCGACUCGGUGAAGCCCGGCCUCUCCGCCUUCGCCGAUCGGCCGAAGCAGGGAGCCGAGACGGUGAGAGAGCUCCUGGAGGUGGCCAAGGAGUCCGUCCCCGCCGGUUCCUGGAAGCGGACCCCGGUGGUUUUGAAAGCCACGGCCGGACUCCGGCUCCUGCCCGACCACAAAGCCCGGGCUCUGCUCUCGGAGGUCCGGGAGGUCUUGGAGAAGUCGCCUUUCCUGGUUCCGGAGGACGGCGUGAGCAUCAUGGACGGCUCGUACGAAGGAAUUUUAGCCUGGGUCACCGUGAAUUUUCUGACAGGUCAGCUGCGCGGCCAGAACCCGCAGACGGUCGGGACCCUGGACCUGGGAGGCGCCUCGACCCAGAUCACGUUCCGGCCCCGGCUGCAGGGAACUCUGGACCAGACCCCCAGCGAUCACCUCACGUCCUUCGAGAUGUUCAACAGCACCUACGAGCUGUACACCCACAGUUACCUGGGAUUUGGACUGAAGGCCGCCCGGCUGGCGAUCCUGGGAGCCCUGGACGCGGAAGGGGCGUCCGGCCGGACCUUCCGGAGCUCCUGCCUCCCGCGGCGGCUGGAGGCCGAGUGGCACUUCGCGGGCGUCAGGUACCGGUACGGCGGCAGCCCGGAAGGGGCGACGGGCUUCGAGGCCUGCUACGCCGAGGCGGCGCGGGUGGUCCGCGGGAAGCUGCACCGGCCGGCCGAGAUCCGCCGCGGCGGCGCCUUCUACGCCUUCUCCUACUACUACGACCGCGCCGUGGACGCGCGCCUCAUCGACGAGGACAAGGGCGGAACGCUCCAAGUGCGGGACUUCGAAAGGAAAGCUCGCGAAGCGUGCGAGCGCUCGGGACCCCCGCGGUCCGGCAGCCCCUUCCUCUGCAUGGACCUGAGCUACAUCGCCGCCCUGCUGAAGGAGGGCUUCGGCUUCGAAGACACGACGGUCCUGCAGUUAACCAAGAAGGUGAACGACGUCGAGACGGGCUGGGCGUUGGGCGCCACCUUCCACCUGCUGCAGUCUCUGGGUCUCUCCCGCUGAGCCCCGGGGGGACGCGGGACCGCCCGCGAGCGACGAGGCCGGCCACGGACCGCGCCCCUCCUUUCAACGUCAGAUAUUAAAUUCCUCAUUUCGGCCAAAACGAAGGGGGGGGGGAAGAGACUCGCCUCGGCCGAGGUUGCGUCGCCGGGCUCCGGACCCGUCCCGGCGCUCAACGGGUAGCAUUAAAAAUGAAGAGAGCGA